AUAUAUAUAUAAAACCUCCUUCUAUGGUUUCCAUCCAAACAAACAUAUUCCACAGUCCGAUUUAUACAGUCAUGGCAGCGUCUUCAACUUUCAAAUCCGUAUUCCAAAACCUGAAACGUUUCUUCAAGAAACCCUGGGAGAUAACAGGGCCGUGUUCCGAUCCGGAAUUCAGACCGUCGUUGCCCCGUGCCCUAGAGUACCGACCGUUCUGCCCGGCGACGCCGAAUCAGAAGGCCUGUAUCCCCAGCUCCAACCCCGAGACGGUUUACGACAUCAAGUACUUCACCCGGGACCAGCGCCGGAACCGCCCCCCGAUUCGCCGGACUAUCCUCAAAAAGCCUGAUGUCGAGAAGAUGAUGAAGGAGAAGACCUUUGAUGUUUCCGACUUUCCGAGGGUUUACUUGACUGCUAAGGUCGAAGAGGAUUACAAUGCCCGUGGCGGAGGCUACCAGAAAUAGGUCAAUCCUCUACCCCUCUCUCCUCUCUCUAUUUAUAUGUUUGUACGUAUUUGGGGUUUCGUUAUGUGUUGAUUGUUGAGGAAGCAUGGAAAACCGCGGGAAAGGCAAGGAUUUUGGAGCUUAGAUUUUAGGUUUGUCAUUGUUUGGGAUCUGAGAAAACAAGAACAUAUGUUUAAAUGAGAUUAAUGCUAAUGUGUGAUGGUAUUUCUAUUGUA
Molecule: messenger RNA, 673 nt
Organism: Vitis vinifera (wine grape)
Lineage: Eukaryota; Viridiplantae; Streptophyta; Magnoliopsida; Vitales; Vitaceae
Exons: 1
Coding region: 24-458 (144 amino acids)
Source: RefSeq, a predicted model, not a curated record